ACCUGCCUACCUAGGUACCUACGGAGCGGUCGGCCAUGCCAGGAGCUUGCCUUAUCGAUAAAGCAACGCCCUCGAUAUUUUUUUUACGUUGUGCCCGACCUUCCAACCCGCCUUUACCAACAACCCGCAACUAGGACUCUUAUCGAGCUCUCGAUGACGGCUACUCUUCUUCCGCCGGCGGCACCAUGACCGCCCGAGGAGGCCCCCGUCAGGACCUGAGCGAGAGCGUCCACCCGUCCGCGAAGCGAAAGCGCGCCGACACCGAUGAGCCCGUCCCUCUGAGCAAGAAGCCUCGUCUUGCGGCGAGCCUCAACCUAUCCUCCGCCGAGGACGUCAAGGUCCUGCAGGCCGUCGAGGCCAAGUACGACGUCCAAAUCCACUCGGUAAUCUCGUCUUACAAGAUACGGAAGAAGGUGACGUCCAUCCUGCGACAGCUCGUCGCGCCGCCGCCGAACGAAGCCGAUGGCCUCGCGACCGCUUCCGCCGCUCCGGCAGCCACGGCGAAGGUGGCCGUCCUGCGCGCCAAAGCAUCCGAUGCGAGCAAGCUUAUCUCGAUAGCCGAAAUCGCAAAGCGCGAGCUGGAGAAAGGGGAUCUUGGUGGCAGCGAUCGUUGGUUCCAAUACAUCGCGCUGGGCGAGCAGCUGGCGGAAACUCCCCGGAGAGAGCGCGAUGCUGUCGUCGAAGAGACGAAGCUAGGGGGUGCCGGCGCUGGUGAGGAUGACGGAGACGACUUCGAGAUUAUGAAGACCCCGCUCGAGAGAGCCCUCGAGGGCCGACCGCGACUGCGAGGCACGCCCGUCAUGAGCCUGUUUCUUUCCCAGACCUCGAUCGAAGAACUGAAGAAUCGCUUCGGCGAACAAAGCAACCUACACCCAGCAUAACGGCGCACCCCAGACUACACCCAUCGGAAGAAGUAGCGAUCACGGUAUAGAGGGCUAAAGACUGGACAUGUCGGAAUGAGGACCGUGAGGACCGAGAGGACCGAACAAUCUGUUUAUAGAGCUAACCACGCCACGAAACUCGAUCUGUAUUCUCUAAUCCGACCUCUCGUUCCACACUUGGUUCG
Messenger RNA from Durotheca rogersii, 1066 nucleotides. RefSeq lists its product as uncharacterized. The transcript is spliced from 3 exons. Bases 186 to 881 code for a protein of 231 amino acids. NCBI's taxonomy places the organism in Eukaryota, Fungi, Ascomycota, Sordariomycetes, Xylariales, Xylariaceae. The record is from RefSeq and is a predicted model, not a curated record.